AUGCUAAUACAGCUUUCGAACAGGGACUGGGUCAUCAAGAAAAUAGAGCUGAUCUUCGAGAGCAUUGUUGACGCUUUGCUCGAAAAGAAGGACAAGCUCUACAUCAGCCUAAAAACUCGAUCCGGAAGCAAAGGCCGGAGAAUUGAUCCAGCGAACGGCAUUGUCACAUCAGAAGAUGGACUCCAGACUCGAAUCAUUACCUUCCCAGGAAGCACAGCGCAGGAAGCUUGGAGAUUUACUGUAUUAGUUCGUAUUCUUGAGCUUGUCCAUGAUGCUCUGACCUCAGACGCUGUCAUUACAAAGAGAGAUAUAUACUAUCGCAGUCCCGAUCUUUUCGUCAAGCAGGCUGUGGUCGAUCGCUAUGUGGACGAUAUAGCAUGUACUUUUAGUGUCACCCGGAAUCUACUUAACGUUUCGGCCGCCGCAAAAGGUCUCAUUGUGGGGAACUUCAACAUUCAGAGAUCAGAUGGUACGAUCAUCAAUGGUGUCACCAAUCGAGAGGGCACUCUCAUCCUAAAUCUCAACGAAGAUGACGUUCUCGAGGUUUCUGCAAUUCACUGGAUUGUUGUAGUAGAGAAAGAGGCUACUUUCCGGUCGCUUGUCCAUUCAGACCUCUGGGUGAAUAUCAGUUCGCAGGGGAUAAUCUUGACUGCCAAAGGCUAUCCAGACCUGGCAACUCGGGCAUUCCUUCGCGUACUUACGACUGUUGCACCACGUAUCCCUCUCUACGCCAUGAUGGACUUUGAUCCUGAUGGCCUUGCUAUUCUCUCUACUUACAAGUAUGGGUCAUAUUCUCUAGCUCACGAAAACUCACAUGCCAGCAGUUCUAGCACAUCUCGACCACUGAACUUGCCACAGAUUCACUGGAUUGGAGUCAAGAGCUGUCACCUGACUUCGAGUCCCGUUCUAGCAAGUGACAGGCGCGAGAAAGCGGUAGGCCAGACUGAGGGUCUGCUUAGGUUGACAACUCGAGACCGCCGCAAAGCUCGGAAGAUGCUCGAGUGGGACGUCCUCGCAGAAGACGGCCCAGAGGCGGAGUGGAGAGCUGAGAUGCAGAGGAUGCUCUUGUUGAACGUAAAGGCAGAGAUGCAGAUUUUUGAGGAGCAGCCAGGUGGAUCAGGCCAGUGGUUGAAAGGGGAGCUCGGCUUGUCAUGAAUAACAACGAAUGGCACUGCAAGAGCAUUAGGGGGUGUUGAUAUACCGACUUUCCCAUAUGCAGGUCUCAUGCCGGCAUCAUGUGCGAGGAGGGCAGUUCUGGCUAUAUAUCUACCACGUUUCCAAUAUAGAUGGCACCCUACAUACGCAACCAGCGCCCACAAGUGGACGAUAUGCACCCACCGUGCUACCAGCAGCACGAUCCUGCCACGCCGGGCUGCGAUGCAUGUCUCUCUCCAAAGCACAGUGUCUGCAGCCUGUGCGAGAGGAUAACGACUACGGCGUCUCGUCAGCAGUUUCACAGGCGUAGCUAGGCA
Mytilinidion resinicola is the source of this 1472-nucleotide messenger RNA. RefSeq names its product DNA topoisomerase IV, alpha subunit. Gene Ontology annotation, biological process: meiotic DNA double-strand break processing; reciprocal meiotic recombination; meiotic DNA double-strand break formation. Gene Ontology annotation, molecular function: DNA binding; ATP binding; DNA topoisomerase type II (double strand cut, ATP-hydrolyzing) activity. Lineage: Eukaryota; Fungi; Ascomycota; Dothideomycetes; Mytilinidiales; Mytilinidiaceae. The transcript has 7 exons. The coding region runs from base 1 to 1155 and encodes 384 amino acids. Gene Ontology annotation, cellular component: nuclear chromosome. The record is from RefSeq and is a predicted model, not a curated record.